Messenger RNA from Pseudonaja textilis, 457 nucleotides. The record is from RefSeq and is a predicted model, not a curated record. Lineage: Eukaryota; Metazoa; Chordata; Lepidosauria; Squamata; Elapidae.
GCGAACAGGUCGCGAAGCGGGGGGCGGGGAAAAAGGAGGAGUCAAGAUGGCGGCGAAAGGCGGCGGCGCGGGAAGCGGAGGCGGCGGCGGAGCCAACAAGAACGGGAUCCUGGACAAGUGGAAAAUCGACGACAAACCCGUGAAAGUGGACAAAUGGGACGGGUCAGCGGUGAAGAAUUCGCUGGAUGAUUCCGCCAAAAAGGUCCUUUUGGAAAAGUAUAAAUACGUAGAGAACUUCUGCUUGAUCGACGGGCGCCUUAUCAUCUGCACCAUCUCCUGCCUCUUCGCCAUCGUGGCUUUAAUAUGGGAUUACCUUCACCCCUUCCCGGAAUCGAAGCCGGUGCUCGCCGUCUGCGUGGUGUCAUAUCCUUUUUCCCGCUGCUCCUCGUUUUUGAAGGAGAAUUCUCUGCUUUCCAUCCAUCGCUGGUUCCUUGGUUGGACCACUGGGAAGCCCUAA